GCUGCCAAAAAUUCUGUCUAUCUCACUCUUCACCCCUUCCCUCUAACUCUCGUCCCCGUUCUGCCCCUCCUUAGAGGUGUUUGCGAAGAUGAGUGCCGUGUGGGGAGAACAACUCGUUGAAUCGCUUUGGGCAAAAUUCACCCGUUCUCUCUCCUCCCUCCCCUCCGGCCUCUGGAUCCCGCGCAGCCCUCCCCGCUCCCCCUAGAGGAGUGGGGUUGGUGAUGUGCCUCUGUACUACUAAGGUGGGAGGGGGCUACCAGCAGAGGAUGUCAGAUGCUCAGUUCUCCCUUUCUGCCUGACGCUCCUCUCCGGCUCUGCCAGGAUUGGUCUCUGUAAGAAAUAGCAGGAGCUGUGGCAGCGGCGAGAGCAAGCGGCUGAGGCGCGUGGAACCUUAAAAGUCUGGGUGCUCGCAGUUACCUCGCAACGUGGUCCCAGCCAGCCGUCAGCACCAUGGACAGCGGCACCGUCCCCAGGAACGGCAGCAACUGCACUGACCCCUUCACGCACUCUUCAAGUUGCUCUCCAGCGCCUAGCCCUGGUUCCUGGGUCAACUUCUCCCACUUAGAUGGCAACCUGUCCGACCCCUGCGGUCCGAACCGCUCCGAGGUGGGCGGGAGUGCCAGCUUGUGCCCUCCGACCAGCAGUCCUUCCAUGAUCACGGCCAUCACCAUCAUGGCCCUCUACUCCAUCGUGUGUGUGGUGGGUCUCUUCGGAAACUUCCUGGUCAUGUACGUGAUUAUCAGAUACACCAAAAUGAAGACUGCCACCAACAUCUAUAUCUUCAACCUUGCUCUGGCAGAUGCCUUAGCGACCAGUACCCUGCCGUUCCAGAGUGUCAAUUAUCUAAUGGGAACAUGGCCGUUUGGAACCAUCCUCUGCAAGAUAGUGAUCUCCAUAGAUUACUAUAAUAUGUUCACCAGCAUAUUCACCCUCUGUACCAUGAGUGUCGAUCGCUACAUCGCAGUCUGUCAUCCGGUCAAGGCCCUGGAUUUCCGUACUCCCCGCAAUGCCAAAAUCAUCAACGUCUGUAACUGGAUCCUCUCCUCGGCCAUUGGUCUACCUGUAAUGUUCAUGGCAACGACCAAAUACAGGCAUGGUUCCAUAGAUUGCACACUAACAUUCUCUCACCCAACCUGGUAUUGGGAAAACCUGCUGAAAAUCUGUGUUUUCAUCUUUGCCUUCAUCAUGCCUGUCCUCAUCAUUACAGUGUGCUAUGGACUGAUGAUCUUACGUCUCAAGAGUGUCCGUAUGCUCUCUGGCUCCAAAGAAAAGGACAGGAACCUGCGGAGAAUCACCAGGAUGGUGCUGGUGGUUGUAGCUGUGUUCAUUGUCUGCUGGACUCCCAUUCACAUUUACGUCAUCAUUAAAGCCUUGAUAACAAUCCCAGAAACUACCUUUCAGACUGUAUCCUGGCAUUUCUGCAUUGCUCUUGGUUACACAAACAGCUGCUUGAACCCAGUCCUUUAUGCAUUUCUGGACGAAAACUUCAAACGAUGCUUCAGAGAGUUCUGUAUCCCAACUUCCUCCGCCAUUGAGCAGCAAAACUCCACUCGAAUUCGUCAGAACACUAGAGACCACCCCUCCACGGCCCAUACAGUGGAUAGGACUAACCACCAGCUAGAAAAUCUAGAAGCAGAAACUGCUCCAUUGCCCUAAGUGGGUCUCAUGCCAUUCAGACCCUCAACUGAACUUAGAAGCCACCAUCUUAUGUGGAAGCAGGUCACUGCAAGGAUGUAUGGAAAGUGCCUGCUCUGAGUCAUCGA
Pteropus alecto (black flying fox) is the source of this 1763-nucleotide messenger RNA. It is a transcript of the gene OPRM1, whose product is annotated as opioid receptor mu 1. Gene Ontology annotation, biological process: sensory perception of pain; neuropeptide signaling pathway; G protein-coupled opioid receptor signaling pathway. Gene Ontology annotation, molecular function: morphine receptor activity; beta-endorphin receptor activity; G-protein beta-subunit binding. The transcript has 4 exons. The record is from RefSeq and is a predicted model, not a curated record. The coding region runs from base 451 to 1656 and encodes 401 amino acids. NCBI's taxonomy places the organism in Eukaryota, Metazoa, Chordata, Mammalia, Chiroptera, Pteropodidae. Gene Ontology annotation, cellular component: membrane; neuron projection.